Aegilops tauschii subsp. strangulata is the source of this 1467-nucleotide messenger RNA. The record is from RefSeq and is a predicted model, not a curated record. NCBI's taxonomy places the organism in Eukaryota, Viridiplantae, Streptophyta, Magnoliopsida, Poales, Poaceae.
AUGCAGGCAGAAGACCCUCACAAGCAACAUACAGAGUCAUCGGCGAAGAGUGCACUUGUAUCUGGACAGGACAAGCAUGGAGAGAAAGGUUCGGAACCAACAGAGCCCAUCAAAACAUGGCCAACACAGACUUGUGAGCAUUCGAAACAACCAGGAGUCACCGACAGUGCCAAAGAGGAUAUCAAGGGGAAAGCAACUGCAGUGCUGAAGGAAGCAACUCCUGUGCUGAAGGAAGCAACUCCUGUAUUAAACCAGGCAACUUCAAAGGAAGUUGCAGCCCGGUCAACAAAGAAGCCUCCUGUUGUUCCCACCAAGCAAGCGUGCUUUGGACAAAGGAAAGAAAUAUCAUUUGCUGAUAUCAGGGGCAUCAACGAGAUGCUGGAAAAGUGUGUGACUCCAGGGUCAACGCCACCACUCAAGAGAAAGAAAAUAUCAGACUGGACAAACGUCGUGCUGGCAUAUGAACCAGUUUGGGCCAUUGCAACCGGCAAGGUUGCUUCCCCUGCUCAAGCACAGGAGGUUCACGAUGGUCUGAGGAAGUGGCUCCACGCUAAUGUUGGUCCCGCAGUUGCUGAAUCUACCACGAUUAUCUAUGCAGGCUCUGUAAAUGGGGCAAACUGCAAAGAACUUGCGGCUCAACCUGAUCUUGAUGGGUUCCUUGUUGACGGCGCUUCACUGAAGCCUGAGUUUGUGGACAUCAUCAAGUCUGCCACCGUGAAGUCUGCUUCUGCUUAGUUGUUUUUGAGAUGCAGGCAGUCGCUUGUAGGACUGAAGUAUGCUUAUUGUCUUUAUAAGACUGUUUGACCAUCUUGUUCAAAUUCGAGUGCACUGUUAUGUCGUAUUGACCAUCUUAUCUUUACGGUGAUGCAUGCUUAUGUUUGCUUGUUUUUGUCUGGAACGGUAAUCGGAUUACUUAUAUGUACCACCCAUGCACAAAUUCGACAAAAUUUGCAGAGGCCUGUUGACAUCAUGCUCUAAAACACUAUGCUCCCUAGUUUUUAAGGCCUCACAAUUAAUAGAGGUCUUCAACUGAAAUUGGGUCACCCGAUUUUGACCGAGUCAACAAUUUCUCAAAGCCCUCUCAUUCAAAUCUUUUAUUGUCUAUAACACUAAGCUUCCUAGUAGAGCCAACAUUCAAUUGAGGUCUCCAAUUAGAAUUGGGUCAUCUGAUUUUGAUGUCAACAAUUUCUCAAAGCUCUCUCAUUUAAAUUUUUUAUACUAUGCACUAUGCUUCCUAAUUUUUUAAGGCCUCACGAUUAGUUGAGGUAUUCAAUUUAGAAUGGGUCAAUCGAUUUUGACUCGGUCAACACUUUCUCAAGCUCUCCCAUUCAGUUCUUUUAAUUCGCCAUGUUCCCUAGUUUUGAAGCAUUUCAUUCAAUUGAGGUAUUCAAUUUUGGAUUUGGUUUACGAUUUUGACCGGACCAACAUUUUUUCAAAUCAAUCAGCGGCAACCGGCCUAUAAAAACA